Tarenaya hassleriana is the source of this 2239-nucleotide messenger RNA. RefSeq names its product ATP-citrate synthase beta chain protein 2. Gene Ontology annotation, molecular function: ATP citrate synthase activity. Bases 179 to 2005 code for a protein of 608 amino acids. Gene Ontology annotation, cellular component: cytosol. The record is from RefSeq and is a predicted model, not a curated record. Gene Ontology annotation, biological process: acetyl-CoA biosynthetic process; fatty acid biosynthetic process; tricarboxylic acid cycle. NCBI's taxonomy places the organism in Eukaryota, Viridiplantae, Streptophyta, Magnoliopsida, Brassicales, Cleomaceae. The transcript has 17 exons.
UCUCUCUCUCUCUCUCUCUGGUUAGCUGAGCUAAUUGGAUCUCUCCCUUCCAUUUCUUUCUCCCUAUUUAAAGUUUCCUCCCAACAAUUCUCUUUCACUCCAAUUAUUCUCUCGCUCUUCCUGUUACUCGUUCCGAGCUGACUCGCUCGACUCGGGAGUUUCCUUUGGAGCCUACAAUAUGGCAACGGGACAGCUAUUUUCACGCACUACCCAAGCUUUGUUCUACAACUACAAGCAGCUGCCCAUUCAGCGCAUGCUUGAUUUUGAUUUCCUCUGCGGACGAGAAACACCUUCCGUCGCUGGAAUCAUAAACCCGGGUUCCGAGGGGUUCCAGAAGCUCUUUUUUGGCCAGGAGGAAAUUGCCAUCCCCGUUCAUGCAGCCAUCGAUGCAGCAUGUGCUGCUCAUCCGACUGCAGACGUAUUCAUCAACUUUGCAUCGUUCAGAAGUGCUGCUGCUUCAUCCAUGGCUGCCUUAAAGCAGCCAACUAUCAAAGUGGUGGCAAUAAUAGCAGAGGGUGUUCCGGAGGCGGACACCAAGCAGUUGAUUGCUUAUGCCCGUGCAAACAAUAAGGUUGUUAUCGGCCCAGCUACUGUUGGAGGCAUUCAAGCUGGAGCCUUUAAAAUAGGUGACACUGCUGGAACAAUUGAUAAUAUCAUUCAGAGCAAGCUGUACAGGCCUGGAUCUGUUGGUUUUGUCUCCAAAUCUGGUGGUAUGUCUAACGAGAUGUACAAUACCAUUGCCCGUGUCACAGACGGUAUAUAUGAAGGAAUUGCUAUUGGCGGUGAUGUGUUCCCAGGCUCCACUUUGUCUGACCAUAUCCUGCGGUUUAACAACAUCCCACAGAUAAAGAUGAUGGUUGUGCUUGGAGAAAUUGGAGGAAGAGAUGAAUAUUCUCUAGUCGAAGCCUUGAAACAAGGAAAAGUCACCAAACCAGUGGUUGCAUGGGUCAGUGGGACAUGUGCAAGGCUGUUCAAAUCUGAAGUACAAUUUGGCCAUGCGGGGGCCAAAAGUGGUGGAGAGAUGGAGUCUGCACAAGCCAAGAAUCAAGCCCUGAAAGAUGCUGGAGCAAUUGUCCCCACUUCUUACGAAGCCCUUGAAGCUGCAAUCGAGGAAACAUUCGAGGAAUUGGUUGAAGAAGGGAAGAUCACUCCUGUCAAGGAAGUCACUCCUCCCCAAAUCCCCGAGGAUCUCAACUCUGCAAUUAAGAGUGGGAAAGUCCGUGCCCCUACUCACAUCAUCUCCACCAUCUCUGAUGACAGGGGGGAAGAACCAUGUUAUGCUGGUGUGCCGAUGUCUUCCAUCAUCGAACAAGGUUACGGUGUGGGUGAUGUCAUAUCUCUUCUGUGGUUUAAACGUAGCCUUCCACGUUACUGUACUAAGUUCAUCGAGAUAUGCAUAAUGCUGUGUGCUGAUCACGGCCCAUGUGUCUCUGGCGCUCACAACACCAUUGUAACAGCAAGAGCUGGAAAAGACCUUGUCUCAAGUCUUGUCUCUGGUCUGCUAACCAUCGGUCCCAGAUUCGGUGGAGCCAUUGAUGAUGCUGCCCGAUACUUCAAGGAUGCUUGUGACCGGGGUCUCACGCCUUAUGAAUUCGUCGAGGGAAUGAAGAAGAAAGGAAUUCGUGUCCCGGGAAUCGGCCACAGGAUAAAGAGUAGGGACAACAGAGACAAGAGAGUGGAGCUGCUGCAGAAAUUUGCGAGGGCGAAUUUUCCGACGGUGAAGUACAUGGAGUACGCGGUGCAAGUGGAGACAUACACGCUGUCGAAGGCCAACAACCUUGUACUGAACGUGGACGGUGCGAUUGGCUCUCUCUUCUUGGACCUCCUCGCCGGCAGUGGAAUGUUCACUAAGCCGGAGAUUGACGAGAUUGUUCAGAUCGGCUACCUCAACGGCCUCUUUGUCCUCGCCCGUUCCAUCGGUUUAAUAGGGCAUACGUUCGACCAGAAGAGGCUGAAGCAGCCACUGUACCGUCAUCCAUGGGAAGAUGUCUUGUACACCAAGUGACGGGGAAAUAUGACAUAUCAUUGGGCCCCACCUCCCAUGAUUUCUUGAAGCUCUUUUAGUAAUCUUCUUCUUCUUCUUUUGGAUAUGCUGUGUCCCGAAAAAGAACCCGUAGAUCUCCUCUCUCUGUGUUGUGAUGAUACACACACACCACCUUUACUCUACGUUAUCUGUUUUCCGGUGUUUCUGUAUUUUUGUCUCUUCUCCGAAUUUCCUUUAUUUCUUUUUCUUCAGCAA